UCUGAACUUUUCAAAAUAAGCCCCGGACGAGCUGCCCGGGACGUUACUAUACCUAAAAAUCAAGACCAUACCAAGGGAUGGUGAUCGGAUUAUUAUAUUUCUUUGAUUGAAGAGCCGCGUUCGAGCAAUCCGUCGGCCGGAAGCCGCCGGUGCGAUUGACGCCACCGCGGAGGAGCCCUAGCGGAACUGACGUCACAGACCUCUCGCUCCUUGGCAGACUCGGUUGUCCCGCUGCAGUCCUAAUGGAGAACCGCGCCGAGUGUUCCUCAUUCUGAUCCAGUUUCUUCAAUAAUUAUGCCGCGGUACUGCGCUGCACAAGACUGCUCGAACAGCGUAUGUUACAGCGGCAGACCUGCGCACAAGUUUCCGAGUGAGCCCACGUUGCGGAAGCUGUGGAUUCGCGCGGCCCGUCCUUCCCAGCCAACAUGGAAGCCCGCCAAAGGCGAUUGUCUUUGCACGGAGCACUUCGAAGACGAGGACUACAAGACGAGCCCGAAGUUACUGCAAAGUCUGGGCUUGCCUGUAAAACAGGCCUAUUUGAAGCCUGGCGUGGUGCCAUCGCUCUUCACGCGAAAACGCAAGCGAGAGCGGCACAGCGGCGCCGUGGAAAAACGGCGACGGAAAGAGAUAAUUGCUGAAUUGCUGGAGGCACCGGCACAAGCAAAGGCCACACUCAUCGCUGAAGAAGUCAGCACAUCGUCAACCCCUUCUGGUGACGACACUGAGCAAGGUCCUGACUCCGGACAUGAACCGAUGCAUGAUGCAAAUGCUGGCAUCGAAGAACCUUGUUCGAGCUCAGCCCCCUCCAUCAGUAAUGCCAAACAGGCUCAACCUGACCUUCGGAACGCUGCUACGCAGACCUCGGGCAUCUACAGAAAUCGAGGCAUACAAGUCACCUUGAAGACUUCAUCACGAAAGUCCCAAACGAAUCCUGUCCUCGUGACACCACGAUGCUCCUCACCAAAUCAUGUCCCCCAAGCUCCAUUGGAUUGGAUGUUGCCUGAAGGGCUGACUCUGUCGCCGCAGCCGCCAGUGCGCAGACAACCAGCUCCACCGCCGGACCCACCACAGCUGCCAACAAUAAACAAUGAGCUGCCCAGUGCAGGCCAGGAAGAGUCUGUUGAAGAGUGUCCCACGGAGCUGCCAGAGCCACACGUGGAAGCAGACAGCCUAUACCUCCCCUCUGACGCUAGCUUCCUCAUGAUGAUGUCCGACACCGGCUUUCUGAGGGAUGCACAGCAGAACACUGCAUCUGACAGCGCACUCAGUCAUCAUGAGAGCAGCAAAAGCAUCGACUACGUCUCGGAACGAAAGUUUAUUGUUUUCGAGUCUUGUUUGGACGAGCUACUAGGUAAUUGUCCCGAGUGCACUGCACUGUGCCGCAUCACAGAAAAGAAGAUCAGAGGGACAUGUCUCCGGGUGCACAGAAUGUGCAACAAUGGCCACCAACACACCUGGACCAGCCAACCAUCAGUGAAUAGGAGGGCCCUGGGCGAUGUGCUCCUAGCUGCAGCAACGCUCUUCUCUGGGAGCAUCGUCAAAAAAGUGCUAAGGCUCCUCCACCAGAUGGGCGUGCCCUGUUUAUCGUACGAGACACACUUUAAGAUUCAGGGUGCCUUCCUUCUACCAGCGAUCAGACAGGUGUGGAACAGGAAACAAAACGAGCUCUUCGAGCAAGCAAGUGGACGAGAACUGGUCCUCGCUGGUGAUGGGCGGUCAGACUCCCCCGGGCACUCAGCAAAAUAUGGAACGUACACCGUCGUCGACGUGUCAACGAAGAAGGUUCUCCAUGUGGAAACAGUGCAGUCCAACGAAACGAAGGGCAGCUGGGCAAUGGAGCUCGAGGGCCUGAAAAGGACUCUACUGAUUUGUGAAGCCAAUGGAUUGACUGUGGGAGGAAUCAUCACUGAUCGCCACUCCAUGAUCAAGUCAUUCCUUCCCAAGUGGUACCCCCAGAUUCGGCACAUGUUCGACUGCUGGCACGUUGCAAAAGGCAUCAAGAAACGCAUGGUCUCAGCUGGGAAACUCCAAUCCCUUGUGGGACUCCAAGACUGGGUGCAGGCAACUGUCAAGCACCUCUAUUGGUGUGCGGAAUCCAGCGAUGGAGCGCCAGAGGAGAUCCUUCCUAAGUGGACUUCCCUGGUGGGACACGUGGCUGACUUGCACGAACAUGCCGACCCCCUGUAUCCAAGGUGCCAGCACGGAGACCUGGGGAAGAAAAAGUGGCUUCCUGAGGGACUUCAGGCACACGACAAGCUAAAGAGCAUCGUGCUGUCAAAGCCACUGCUGAAGAACAUCCCGCAGCUCUCAACCUCAGCGCAAACCUACGCAACUGAGUGCUUUCACAGCACUGUGAACCAGUUCGCACCGAAGUCGACACACUUCAAGUACGAGAGCAUGCAGGCAAGAGUCUUUGUGGCAGCGCUGCAUUUCAACGAAAACAGCGACAGGCCACAGGCGACUACUAAGGAAGGCAAAAAAAGGUUCCUGGUCAAGCGGCCUAAACAAACAAAGAGGCCAAUUGCAUCUCCCAUGAAAGGGCCCUGCACAUACGCCUAUGUACAAGAGCUCAUGAAGGAAACCCUCGCCCUCAAUUGCCACUACCCGUCGUACCGAGCUGCACGAAAGGCCAACUGUGUCGAGGCUCCCCCAACUCUGUCCAGUGGAUAUGAACGCCCCAACAAGGACCUGCUCAUCUCUAACCACCGUUCCCGGUUCAACUGCUAAGCUGAAGCUGAAGGAACAUGUACUGUCGGGGAAAAAUCAAAUGCGAACAGAAGAGCGCG
Ixodes scapularis (black-legged tick) is the source of this 2786-nucleotide messenger RNA. RefSeq lists its product as uncharacterized. NCBI's taxonomy places the organism in Eukaryota, Metazoa, Arthropoda, Arachnida, Ixodida, Ixodidae. The transcript has 11 exons. The record is from RefSeq and is a predicted model, not a curated record. The coding region runs from base 295 to 2727 and encodes 810 amino acids.